UCAACUUCAAUAGGAGUAGGGAUGUCCCAUGGUUUCCGGUUAGCACUGACCCUAUCAGUUUAUUGAGCAAUAUCUACGUCAACCUCAACGCUCGUGGUCUGACUGUGCAGUGACUGUGGAAUAGUUCCAACUUCCUCGAACUUGUUGGUUUAGUUUCGUUUCCUUCGUAUAACGCAGCUGCUGAUCGACACAUUUCUCCAUUUUGCUGGAGUCGUUUGUCUGGCUAGCUUACAUCUACGGGAUAAAGAGUUUGGGUCAGACACAUUGUAGGCUAUUAUAUUGGUUUGAACGGCGAAUAGUAGAAUCAGUCAAAAUGAAGAAGGUACUUCUGUUCGUGUUUAUACUCUGCGCUAUUGUCUCAGCGCUGGCAUCUGCUCAAGAGGACACCAAAAGAUCCAAACCGUCUGCAACUGUCUUCCCACCCUCUGAGUUUGACGCCACGUCCAACACUACCUCUACUACAACUUCGCCUGCAUUAUCCACCACAGAACCCCCAACUAAUACCACCACAGCUGCCUCCACAACAGCCAAUACCACCACAGCUGCCUCCACAACAGCCAAUACCACCACAGCUGCCYCCACAACAGCCAAUACCACCACAGCUGCCMCCACAACAGCCAAUGCCACCACAGCUGCCCCCACAACAGCCAAUGCCACCACAGCUGCCCCCACAACAGCCAAUGCCACCACAGCCAAUACUACCACAGCUGCCCUCACCACCACACAUGCUCCCACCACUACUGCCACUCCAAAACCGGAGCCCACCCCUGCUGCUAACCUGACCGUGGGAAACUACACUCUCAAGUCGGACAAGAGUCUGUGUGUGAUGGCUCAGCUGGCCCUACAGAUCAGAGUGGAAGACACUGGAAAGACGGGAGUGUUCAUCGUUCAACCAUUGAAGACAAGUGUUGCAGGGGGUUGUGAGAAAUCCACGGCCAACUUCACCCUCACGUUCAAGGAGGGCUUCAUCACCUUCAUGUUUAAUAAGAACACCACCCAAAAUGCUGUCUAUGUCGACACUGUUUCUUUCUAUCUUUCCUACCCGUUAACAUCUGGAGACAACGGCAAAAUGUCUCCACCCUACGCCGCCAAAAACGGGUCACUGGAUCUCUUCCUCGCUAAGGUUGGCCACUCCUACUCCUGCAAGAGCGAAUCAGUUUUCAUGGGAAACGGGCUCUAUCUGGAUGUCACCCAGGACAGGAUACAGGCCUUCAACAUCACCAAGGAGUGGGACUUUGGCACAUCUGACCCCUGCUCAGCCGACAGACCUGCCGACUACCGCGUGGCCAUUGCUGUGGGGAUUGUCCUCCUUAUCCUCAUCAUCAUCGUGGUGGUGGCCUAUCUCCUGAGCAGGCGAAAAAGAUCAGAUGGCUACCAGUCCCUCUAAAGAGCCACUCAGGUGUCAAAGGGCACACGGUAUCAACUCACAGUCUCAAUCCACCCACCAUUGUGUUUUUAUCACUUGCUGUUAACACUGCUGUAACCUCAACUCCUCACACAUCAACUAAUUGUACCGCUCACACACAAACUAACUAACUGUACCGCUCACACACAAACUAACUAUAUGGAUAAGAUGAGGGAAUAUUUCAGCGUUGUAGACCGGCAGUUCCAUUUGAGUUGAUUUGUACAUUCAUUAAUUGAGGUGGAUAAAAUGUAUUGGAUCAGAUACUAGGAUUAAAAUAUACUGACUUUGAAUUUACUCACUCUGAACUCUUUGGCUGUUGAACAUUUUAGAUUGUGUUGUUUGUGCUACUGUGACCAGUGCUACUGUGACGUCCAGUGCUACUGUGACAUCUAGUGCUACUGUGACAUCCAGUGCUACUGUGACAUCCAGUGCUACUGUGACAUCCAGUGCUACUGUGACAUCUAGUGCUACUGUGACAUCUAGUGCUACUGUGACAUCCAGUGCUACUGUGACAUCUAGUGCUACUGUGACAUCCAGUGCUACUGUGACAUCCAGUGCUACUGUGACAUCCAGUGCUACUGUGACGUCCAGUGCUCGACAAACCAUGAACUAUUGUGUCUGUAUUUGUGUUACCUUCUAUUGCAGAAACUUUCACUGCAGUAUUUCACAAUGUGCUUUCUACUAUAGCUGAAUUUUGAAUCUAUGCUGUUUUGAUUUCUUCUUAUUAAUUUCUUUGUGUUUGUACCACUGCCCUCAACCUUUUAGAAUGGCCUAUUAGGCUGUUUGAUUUCUGAAUCGUAAUCUAGAUGAUGUUAUCAUGGGCCUUUUUUUUUAAUGUAUUCCACUCAGUUAAUUAAAGGGAAUGUUUCAGGUUUUGAAAUGUAAAGUUUUGUAAAAGGGAGGCAUGCUUUUGAAUGUAAACCGCAAUUUGUGUUUUCAAUUUCUUUUGUCUUAUUUGUCUCAAGUGUUUUGUUAACCAUUAUUUGCUAUUACACACUCUUUCCCUUAUGAUGUGGUAAUAAUUUGGUAUGUAAACAUGUUUGAGAACAUUUUAUUAGUCGAAUGUGACAACCAUAAGUAAUUGCAGGACCACUGAUUGUUUAUCUUGUCAACUUUGACAGUGGUCAUAUAGCUUGAGGUAGAAGUUGCCUUUAACCACAGAUAUAGAAUCAGAUGACCUAUACCUGCCAAUCAUAAGGAGGAAAAAAGGAAUACAGAUAUUUGACUCUGGGGCAAAUUGCAUUAUAAGGGAUUACAUUUGGGAUCAGAAAGCACAUUGAACAAGUUCUGACUCAUCUGAACAUAAGGUAACGUUACUGUUCUAUGUUGCCACAGUUACAGGUUCCUAAUGUUGAUUAUGGCCUAUAUUACUAUUCUUUAAAUUUAAUUUAGGAAACAUUUAUUUUGAUUUGUUUACAUGUUGUUAUGUGCCAUGUAUCAUCUUGAGAAAAAUGUUGAAAAUGAAAACAUCCCAAAUAAAGUUGUAUUAAUUUGUAAA
Molecule: messenger RNA, 2903 nt
Organism: Salvelinus sp. IW2-2015
Lineage: Eukaryota; Metazoa; Chordata; Actinopteri; Salmoniformes; Salmonidae
Gene: cd68
Product: CD68 molecule
Biological process (GO): establishment of protein localization to organelle
Cellular component (GO): lysosomal membrane; plasma membrane; late endosome membrane
Source: RefSeq, a predicted model, not a curated record